Carassius carassius (crucian carp) is the source of this 2428-nucleotide messenger RNA. It is a transcript of the gene hnrnpdl, whose product is annotated as heterogeneous nuclear ribonucleoprotein D-like. The transcript is spliced from 7 exons. Gene Ontology annotation, cellular component: nucleoplasm. Bases 131 to 1024 code for a protein of 297 amino acids. Gene Ontology annotation, molecular function: poly(A) binding; poly(G) binding. NCBI's taxonomy places the organism in Eukaryota, Metazoa, Chordata, Actinopteri, Cypriniformes, Cyprinidae. The record is from RefSeq and is a predicted model, not a curated record. Gene Ontology annotation, biological process: regulation of gene expression.
UGGUUUUCGUCACUGAUCUCCGUCCGCCAUUUUAAUCAACGCGGCACUUUAUUCGUGUUGAAGUCUUUGACCUUUUAAAUCCACAACCAGUUACGUAGCAAGCCUCGGAUAAAACUAAAUACACUCCAAAAUGCAGGCCGAAGAACAAGGUGACUUCAGCACCGACGAGUUUGCAGAAGGCUCCAAGAUAAACGCGAGUAAAAACCAGCAGGAUGACGGGAAGAUGUUCAUCGGUGGACUCAGUUGGGACACCAGCAAGAAAGACCUGACUGACUACCUGUCCAAGUUUGGAGAGGUCCUCGAUUGCACCAUCAAAACAGACCCCAUGACGGGCCGCUCCAGGGGCUUCGGCUUCGUGCUCUUCAGAGACGCUGAGAGCGUUGACAAGGUGCUGGAGCUGAAGGAGCACACGCUGGACGGGAAGCUGAUCGAUCCCAAGAGAGCCAAAGCCAUGAAGGGCAAGGAGCCGCCCAAGAAGGUGUUCGUCGGCGGUCUGAGUCCGGACACGUCUGAGGAACAGAUCCGCGAGUACUUCGGCGCUUAUGGAGAAAUUGAAAACAUUGAGCUCCCCAUCGACACCAAAACAAAUGAAAGACGGGGUUUCUGCUUCGUGACGUAUGUUUUAGAGGAUCCCGUCCAGCAGCUGCUGGAGAACAGAUACCAUCAGAUUGGAUCAGGGAAGUGUGAGGUCAAAGUUGCGCAGCCUAAAGAGGUGUACAGACAGCAGCAGGGCCGAGCGGACCGCGGCUUCGGAGGAGGACGAGGGGGCUUCAGGGGCCGAGGAAGAGGACAGGGCCAGGGCUAUAAUCAAGGCUACAACAACUACUACGGCCAGAGCUACGGAGGCUACGGCGACGGAUACAACCAGGGCUACAACGGCUAUUCUGGCUAUGACUAUUCAGGAUACAACUAUCCGAAUUAUGGCUAUGGACAAGGCUAUGAUGAUUACAGUGGUCAACAGAGCAGUUAUGGCAAGGCCUCGCGGGAAAGCGGCACCCAUCAGAACAGCUACCAGCCGUAUUGAUAAAGUGGCUAACACGUUCAUGUUCAUGGUAAGGUCACAUCUCUGCUGCGUUCUGGACCCGACCUCAAUGUUAAAGAUCAAUAGACACUAUCUAAAAAAAAAAAGCUAAGGCCUUACGCAUAUCAAUGCACCCACAUGUCUAUAGAUCUUUAAUCACUCUCGUUUGUGUAGCUAUUUUGCCUUUUUAGCGUGUCAGAAAAACGUAAGCGUUUUUCCUGUAGGUUUUCCUUUUCCUCCUCCUGCUUUAACAGGUGAUCAUGAUAGACUUGAUAGCAAUGCUAACAGGUAAAGUACAGCUAAGGGGUACAGAGUCCUGAUUUUCCCUUUCUUUCCCUAAUUCUGAUUAUUGUACCUUGUUUGUACCUGCCAGCGGGGACUUCAUUGCAGGCCGUGUGUCGCCUGACCACGUCAUUCUCUGGGCGUCGCAGAGAGCACGGCAUGCACGAGAAACGCUGUCCUGUGGUAUGGUCUCUUCAAACUUCCUGUACCAGCGUAAAACAAACACAAAGACAAAGGAGAUUCCCCCAUUUGCCUUAAGUUGUUGGUUUCCGUUAACUGUUCCAAAUGUGUUUCUUCCAGGACUUUUUUAACGUAACCUAAAAGUGAUUCAUAACUUCUCUUUUUUCGAUUGUAGUGCUCUUGUGUUUCAGUUGUGGAGCUUCAGUGGUUUAUUAUUUGUAUUUCUUUGGUUUCGAUCACACCUCCCUUGUAUAAAUAAAUGCAUAAACUCUCUCAUAAUGCUUGCUUUUUCUUUAGAGGCCAUAGAGAAACUUCAAAUGGGUUCACCUCAAAGGCUUUUCCUUAAGUGUAGCCUUUAAAGAUCAUAUGUAAAGUGGGUUUGCCAAGCCAUUGAAAGCUGACAAAUCUGUGUUAGACAGAUGUCACGUAUGGGCCGAAUGCAAAUGAUGAUUUUGGGUUUAAAGGGAAGACGCUUGGUUCGCUCCUUGAUUGGUCCACCAACCGCCUGGAGCUCAAGCUUUUGCUGUUUUGUCAAUCUAAGACGCCGUCCAACAUAUGAUCUUUAAUCCUUAAUGAUGGUUUUCCUAGUUUAAAAUCGACAGCUCAAGAAGUUAAACACUGAAACAUGGACGUGCUGUUGUUGUUUUUUCCUGACCCUGUCCAAAUCAGAGUUGUUCAUCUUGCGUAUCUUCUCUUGUAGGUCGGCAGGCUGACUUCAACAUUGCUCCUCGGAGGAUUCCUGUCCUUAAACAACCAUUAAAAAACAUUGUCCAGUGUCUAAACCUUGUAAAUAGCGAGGCGUUUUGUUUCCAAGUUUGUCUUGAACCUGUAGGUUUUGUGCUGAUGUGUUCUUAAGUCUCGAAUAGAGAAAGUGUCCUUUAUUUUGUAUUUUAGUUCAUUUCCUGAAGGUUUUUGCAUAUAAAGGGAUUAAAACUUGAGAAAAAU